Huiozyma naganishii CBS 8797 is the source of this 1581-nucleotide messenger RNA. It is a transcript of the gene CCT3, whose product is annotated as chaperonin-containing T-complex subunit CCT3. Gene Ontology annotation, cellular component: chaperonin-containing T-complex. Gene Ontology annotation, biological process: protein folding. NCBI's taxonomy places the organism in Eukaryota, Fungi, Ascomycota, Saccharomycetes, Saccharomycetales, Saccharomycetaceae. The transcript has a single exon. Bases 1 to 1581 code for a protein of 526 amino acids. The record is from RefSeq and is a predicted model, not a curated record. Gene Ontology annotation, molecular function: ATP-dependent protein folding chaperone; ATP binding; ATP hydrolysis activity.
AUGCAGGCGCCAGUGGUAGUAAUGAACACGCAGCAGGAGAGGUCGCAGGGCAGGGAGGCGCAGGUGUCGAACAUCGCUGCGGCGAAGGCGGUUGCGGACGUGAUCAGGACGUGUCUGGGCCCGAAAGCGAUGUUGAAGAUGUUGCUGGACCCGAUGGGCGGGCUCGUGUUGACUAACGACGGCCACGCGAUCCUCAGGGAAGUCGACGUUGCACACCCGGCGGCGAAGUCCAUGAUUGAGUUGUCCCGGACGCAGGACGAGGAGGUAGGUGAUGGGACCACGAGUGUGAUCAUCCUUGCCGGGGAGAUCCUCGCUCAGUGUGCUCCCUACCUUGUAGAGAAGGGGAUUCACCCGGUCGUGAUCAUCCGUGCACUCAAGACCGCUUUGGCGGACGCACUACAGGUCAUUGACGAGGUCUCGAGACCCAUCGACACAGAGAACGAGCCCGCGAUGUUGCAACUGAUUAAGGCAGCGAUCGGGACCAAGUACGUGAAUAUGUGGUCCCAGAAGAUGUGUCAGCUUGCCCUAAAGGCAGUCACCACGGUUAGAGACCCAGCCAGCGGAGAGAUCGACACGAAACGGUACGUCCGCGUGGAGAAGAUCCCAGGUGGAGAGGUCACGGACUCGAAAGUGCUCCGCGGGGUUCUACUCAACAAGGACGUCGUACACCCAAAGAUGACUCGCCGUGUUGAGUCCCCUCGGGUCGUACUGCUUGACUGCCCGUUAGAGUACAAGAAGGGAGAGUCCCAGACAAACAUUGAGAUCACAAACGAGGCCGACUGGAACAGGAUCUUACAGAUCGAGGAGGAACAGGUAAAGGCCAUGUGUGAGCAGAUCUUGGCCGUGUCCCCGACAGUGGUCAUCACGGAGAAGGGCGUCUCGGACCUUGCACAGCAUUACCUCCUACGUGGCGGUUGCUCAGUUCUCCGUAGAGUCAAGAAAUCCGAUAACAACAGACUCGCUAGAGUCACAGGCGCAACUAUCGUCAACAGGACAAGCGACCUCAAGGAGUCCGAUGUCGGUACCAAGUGCGGACUCUUCAACGUGGAACUUAUUGGUGACGAGUACUUCACCUCGAUCGGGGACGCCACUGACCCGGGCGCAUGCACGGUCAUCCUACGCGGUGGAUCCAAGGACAUCCUAAAUGAGAUCGACAGGAACUUGCAGGACGCAAUGGCAGUGACCCGUAACGUCUUUCUCUCACCCUCAUUGUCCCCCGGUGGUGGCGCCACAGAGAUGGCCGUCUCUGUUCGCUUGGCCGAGAAAUCGAAGCAAUUGGAAGGUAUCCAACAGUGGCCAUACCAAGCGGUCGCAGACGCCAUGGAAUGCAUCCCACGUACCCUGAUCCAGAACGCUGGUGGUGACCCGAUCAGAGUGCUUUCGCAACUGAGAGCACGCCACUCCGCGGGAGAACACACCGUCGGUAUCAACGGGGAUUCGGGGAAAGUCACAGAUAUGGUCGAGUACGGUAUCUGGGAACCAGAAGUCAUCAAACAGCAGAGCAUCAAAACGGCAAUCGAGUCCGCGUGUCUAUUGCUAAGGGUCGACGAUAUCGUGAGUGGUGUUAGAAGACAGGAGUAA